ACUUCAAACCACUUCAAGAAUAUUCAGGUUUCUUCAAGUCUAUAUAACCAAAUAAUUCAAGCCCGCCGCUUCAACCGCCGUCUAUGGCGACGACACCGCCAUUCUUACACUCAAUCAACCCCAACCCUUUAACUCAAGCCUCCUCUCGCCUCCCAGACGACACCGUGUUCUACUCCAUCUACCCAGACAAUUCCUUUUCCCAAGACUCCCUUCAAUCCCUUCACCUCCAAAUCCUCAAUUCCGUUUCCCCUUUCGUUUCCUCUUACAUUUGGCAGCACGAACCCUUCACUCUCUCCAUUUCCUUCCACCCAUUUCCUCAUCUGCAAGGCCGCCUCCGUUUCGGCGACAAUCUAAACGACGAAUGGUUCACCGUUUUCCUCCUCUUCCAAAUCUCUCUCUCUUUCCCUUCCCUUUCCAUCCAAGUCCACGAUUCCGAUGGCGAGUUCCUCCUGAUUGAAGCCGCUUACCAUCUCCCUCGUUGGCUAAACCCCGAAAACUCUAAAAACCGCACGUUUAUCCGACGCGGGAAACUCCAUAUCAUCCCCAAAAGCUCCCUCGCCAACCCAACCGUAAUCGAAUCCCUAAAAUUCCUAACAGAAAUCGGACAAGCCGCUGUCGCGCCGGAUUCGAUUCAAUCCGUCAUACAAAGCCGGAUCGCAGGGUAUCCAGAGAAAGCGAAACUGAACACUCAUACAGUGAGGGUUCGGGUUCCGGUGACGGUAGCGCAGGUGUUGAAACACAGGCCGUCGUUGAUUUCUUUAGCCGUGGAAGGGUUUUACGACCGCGAUCUGGAUUCGAUGAAACACGCGGCGAAGAUGGAACAGUUUUUGAAGGGAGGGAAAGACGUGGAGAUGGUUUCAGUGGCGGUUAAGAUGUCGAGGGCGAUGUACGCGCAGCUGAUGCAGCAGAGGUUUCAGGCGCCGAAGUGUUAUCCGAUGCCGCCGAAAAAGGGUGAUUUGGAGGCGGAGCUGGGGAUGAAGAUAGCGUGUGGGUUUGAGAUGAUGUAUCAGGAAAAGAAGAAAGAAGGGGAAGAAGGGAAAGGGAGUGACUGGAAAAUGUACAAAGAGAGUUUGGAGAAGAGUGGGUAUUUCAAAGGGUUGAUUCCUGGGUCUAAAGAGUAUAAUAGGUUGAUGGAGAAAGCUGAAGAAUAUUAUAGGAACAGUUCUUUGUUUCCCAAUACCGGUGAAAUGCUGAAUGCUCCUGUGAGACAAAUAGAUGAGAUUCUUUCUUUACCAUAUUCAGCGGAUGAUUUUAAGAAUAAGGAUAUUCCACAUUCCGAUGAUGAUUCCUGGCUUUACAGUGGAGAGGAGGAGUUGAACUCUGUUCUCCUGGAUAGGCAAAAGGAGAUGGAACUUUAUGAGCUUAAACACAAAAAGAAGUCAAAAGAGCAGCAGGGUACUGAUGCAUCAUCCAGCUCAAAAGGUGAAGAUUUUGAUCUUAGUGAGCUUGUGAAAACUAUGCAGGGCUUUAUCCAUAAGGUGUCAAGCUAUGAGGGAGCUGAGGUUCCUGUAGACAGGGAUCCUAAAGAAGUGGAACUUGAUGUAGAGAGCUUUAUGAAGGACGUGGAAUCGGUAAUAAAAUACCAAGGUGAUGAAAAUUUGACUGGUGAUGUGGAUGAGGAAGGAACUUCAGACAUGGACUUUGAUGAAUCUGAGGAUGGAAGUGACAUGUCUGAUCGUGAGGACGGAGAGGAUUCCUUCAUGCAUUCUUAUUCUGAUGUUAUGAAUGAUGAACUGAAGAGUACUACCCUCAAGAAAAGCUUCGUUCAUGCAAAUGAGCAGACCUCCAAUAAGAAUGAGGGAACAUCCAAUGCAACAGAAGAUAUGGAGGAAGAGUUUAGUCCUGUGGAUGUGGAUGUCAACCUUGUUAAAAAUCUGCUAGACUCAUUUUCUUGUCAACAAGGACUUCCUGGUCCAACUUCCAAUUUGCUUGGGCUGAUGGGCGUAAAGCUUCCUAAGGAUGACAGUAAGGGAAAAUGAGAUUGUACCCGGAAAUAUUAGAUAUCCAUUGUAUUUAUGUGUAGUUGCCGCUUAACCUAAAAUGCAGCAAGUAGCUAUGAAAAUUUUAUAUCUAGAAUCCACCGCAAUUUUCAACCUGUGC
Hibiscus syriacus is the source of this 2100-nucleotide messenger RNA. Its product is annotated as protein ecdysoneless homolog. The coding region runs from base 84 to 1979 and encodes 631 amino acids. Gene Ontology annotation, cellular component: nucleus. The record is from RefSeq and is a predicted model, not a curated record. The transcript has 5 exons. Lineage: Eukaryota; Viridiplantae; Streptophyta; Magnoliopsida; Malvales; Malvaceae.